UAUAAAGUAGACGUUGUAGGUUAGAAACUUAGAAGAUGUUGAAAGCAGAACAAUAUUUCACCUCACCAAGCAACGUCCCUUAAUUUUUUUCUUUCUUUCGUUUUUUUUUUGGUUUCUUUUUGUCACAUAUAUAUAUAUAUUAGGUAUUAUAAUUUAUAAUUAUAAGAAACUAGCUAGGGCGUUUUGAUUGAUUUUUUAAUUAUGUUAUUAUUGUUAGCCAAAACGUUGCAUCAGUCGCAGGUGUAAGGUCUGUCCAAACCCUUUCCACUCAAUCUCUAACGGAAAACACUUUCCCAUCUUCUCUUUCUUUCUCUCUCUUAAAUAUUAUUCCAAACAACCAAACCCCUUCUUUUAUUUAUUUUAUCUUCUUUCUUUUUUCUUGGUGUAUAUAUAUAAUACUGCUUGAGGAUUCACAUAUAUCUCCCCCUGGCCUCUUAUUAAUUCCUCAUCAUAUAUAUCUUAUUUUGGUUCAAUUCGAUCUAACAUUAAUUAGAUCUCUUGUCUUUCUGUGUGCAAUUAUUGUAGCUAAAUAUUAUUAAUUGAGCUACAUAUAUUGGUCUUUUUUUUUGUAAUUUAUGUGUAUAAAUCAAGAUUGAAGAGGCCGCAUACAAGAGGAAUAUUAAUCAUUUAAGCCAUAUAAUAUAUAUACUAGCUUUGAAGAGAGCAAGAGUUAGCACUUAAUUUAGAUUAACAUCGAUUAAUCAUCAUCAUCAUCAUCAUGUGUACAAGAGGCCAUUGGAGGCCAGCGGAAGAUGAGAAACUUAGAGAGUUGGUGGAAAGAUAUGGCCCUCAUAACUGGAACGCCAUAGCCGAAAAGCUUCAAGGAAGAUCAGGUAAAAGUUGUAGAUUGAGAUGGUUCAAUCAGCUAGAUCCAAGAAUUAACAGAAGUCCAUUCACGGAAGAGGAAGAAGAGAGGCUUCUUGCUUCUCACAGAAUUCACGGCAACAGAUGGGCCGUUAUUGCAAGGCUCUUCCCCGGUCGAACUGACAAUGCUGUAAAGAACCACUGGCAUGUCAUCAUGGCCCGGCGCUGCAGGGAACGCUCAAGGCUCUACGCCAACCCUAACACCAGACAACCCCACCCCCAACCCCAUCAUCAUCAUCUUAUUCUUAAGCAAGAUCAUAAUAAUAAUAAUCAUAAUAAGAUCAUGCUCAUGACUACUAAUAAUACUACCACUACUGCUGCUGCUGAUCAUAUAAACCUUGUCUCAUCUUUUGUUGACAAUUACACUACUCUUGCUAAUAAUAAUAAUAAGCGCCAAGACUACUACUACCCUUUAACUCCUCCUCCUCCUCAUCGUCAUCGAGAUUAUUAUUCCAGUCCUUGUAUCACAUUAAUGCAACAUCAAGAAAAAAUACACGAUGAGGCCGGGAUUGAGUUUUAUGAUUUUCUUCGAGUUAAUGCGGAUCAGUCGAACGGGAGCGAAGUAAUCGAUGCCAAUAAUAAUAAUAAUAAUAAUAAUAAUAAUAAUAAUAAUAAUAAUAAUGGAACAAGUACAAGAUUAAGAAAAAAUGAGGAUGAGGAUGAGGAGGAGGAGGUGGAUCAGAAAGCUGCAGCAUUAGUAAUGGGAUCAUCAUCAUCAUCACAAGAUUAUGGCAGUACUACUACUACUGCUACUCCUUCAUUCAUAGACUUCUUCUCAGUUGGAGCUGCUGGUUCUUAAUUAAUUAAUAAUUCUACCUCACUAUUACCUUCAUUAUUAUAUAUAUAUUUAUAUAUUUCUCUGCUGAUCGAGCUGGAUAGGCCACCACUCAAAUUUCAAUGUAAAAAAACAAAACACACAUGAUCGUCAUAUUCAUAUUAUACACCUUAAUUAGGCUAACUAUCAUGAUGUUGAAGAAAAAGCAUCUUCAAUGCUGGUUAUAUAUAUUAACACAUCUCUACAAACCAAAUCCUCAUGACGAACAGUUCCCAAUGUAUAAUAUAUAUUAUAUAUAUUUUUUUAAUUAAUUGAUCAAGGCAUCCACAUAUGUUUAUACAA
Cannabis sativa is the source of this 1981-nucleotide messenger RNA. Its product is annotated as transcription factor MYB54. Gene Ontology annotation, biological process: regulation of DNA-templated transcription. The transcript is spliced from 3 exons. The record is from RefSeq and is a predicted model, not a curated record. Bases 719 to 1663 code for a protein of 314 amino acids. Gene Ontology annotation, cellular component: nucleus. Lineage: Eukaryota; Viridiplantae; Streptophyta; Magnoliopsida; Rosales; Cannabaceae. Gene Ontology annotation, molecular function: DNA-binding transcription factor activity, RNA polymerase II-specific; RNA polymerase II cis-regulatory region sequence-specific DNA binding.